Messenger RNA from Ustilaginoidea virens, 324 nucleotides. RefSeq lists its product as uncharacterized. The record is from RefSeq and is a predicted model, not a curated record. Lineage: Eukaryota; Fungi; Ascomycota; Sordariomycetes; Hypocreales; Clavicipitaceae. The transcript has a single exon. Bases 1 to 324 code for a protein of 107 amino acids.
AUGCCCGAACCAGGAACAGGAUUCCCCCAGCAUGGGCAACCCCUACCGACCGCCGACUGCCGACCCCCCCGAUGGCGCCGACGACCAUCAAAGCCACCGGGAAAGACCAGGUUCGCGAUUCCGAAAAGUCUUGAUAGAGAGACCUGGCCUUCUCUUCAAGGCUGCGACAAAGCAACAAAGUGUGGGCGUAUGGUAUCAACAACUGCGGACUUCCAAGCACACAAUGAGCCUUUCAGACGACUGUUCAUGUUGUCGUUUCAUCGUCAAUGUAUACGGGCCGGGACUCUACAUGGUAGCUGUAGACUCCAUGUCAGAAAUCGCUAG